AUGACGAUGGAUAUCGUGAAGGCGGGUGCCUCCAACGAGGAGGACGAGCAGAUCAUCAAGCCGCAGGCUUCCACGCCCGCCCUUGACACGAGCGAUUGGCCUCUUCUUCUUAAAAACUACAGCAAACUCCUUAUUCGAACUGGUCACUUCACCCCGAUCCCCCACGGUUGCGCGCCGCAUAAACGAGACCUCAAGUCGUAUAUCCAGAGUGGUGUCAUCAACUUAGACAAGCCAUCCAACCCUUCGUCUCACGAGGUCGUGUCGUGGAUCAAGCGCAUUCUAAGAUGCGACAAGACUGGUCACUCCGGAACUUUGGACCCCAAAGUUACCGGCUGCUUGAUCGUCUGCGUCGACCGCGCCACUCGAUUGGUCAAGUCCCAGCAGGGUGCUGGUAAGGAGUACGUCUGCGUCAUCCGACUCCACGACAGGAUUCCCGGCGGCCAGCCCCAGCUCGCCCGCGCCCUGGAAACCUUGACCGGUGCCCUGUUCCAGAGGCCCCCCUUGAUCUCCGCCGUCAAGCGUCAGCUCCGUAUCCGAACCAUCCACAACAUCAACCUCAUCGAAUUCGAUAAUGAUCGCGGCCUCGGCGUCUUCAGCGUCUCUUGCGAAGCCGGUACUUAUAUCCGAACCCUCUGCGUCCACGUCGGUCUUCUCCUCGGUGUCGGCGCGCACAUGCAGGAGCUCCGUCGUGUGCGAUCCGGUGCCAUGGGCGAGUCCAAGAACAUGGUGACCCUCCACGACGUUCUCGACGCGCAGUGGCUCUACGACAACACGAGGGAUGAGUCCUACCUCCGCAGGGUCAUCAUGCCCCUCGAGACCCUUCUUUGCACGUACAAGAGGCUGGUUGUCAAGGACAGCGCGGUCAAUGCCGUCUGCUACGGUGCCAAGCUUAUGCUUCCUGGAUUGUUGCGAUACGAGGAUGGCAUCGAGCAUCAUGAGGAGGUUGUUCUCAUGACCACCAAGGGAGAGGCCAUCUGCCUAGGUAUCGCCCAAAUGUCUACCCUCGAAAUGUCCACCUGCGACCACGGCGUCGUCGCCAAGGUCAAGCGAAACAUCAUGGAGCGCGACCUCUACCCCCGCCGCUGGGGUCUCGGUCCCACCGCCCUCGAGAAGAAGAAGCUCAAGGCCGACGGCAAGCUCGACAAGUACGGCCGGAUAACCGAAAACACCCCCGCCAAGUGGAAGGCCGACUAUAAGGACUACAGCGCCGCCCCCGGUGAAGCUCCCGCCGCUACCCCUGCCACCCCUUCCGCCGCCGUAGAGGCGACCCCCAAGGCCAUCGAGGCAACCCCUGCGGCUGCGGAGGAGCCCGCGGCGGACGAGGGCGAUUCCAAGAAGAGGAAGAAGGAUGAGGAGACGCCUGAGGAGAGGGCCGAGAGGAAGCGAAGGAAGGCGGAGAAGAAGGCUGCUAAGGAGGCGAAGAAGGCUUCGAAGGGGAAGAAGGAUGAUAGCGAGUAA
This is a messenger RNA of Scedosporium apiospermum, 1458 nucleotides long. RefSeq lists its product as uncharacterized. Lineage: Eukaryota; Fungi; Ascomycota; Sordariomycetes; Microascales; Microascaceae. The record is from RefSeq and is a predicted model, not a curated record. Gene Ontology annotation, cellular component: box H/ACA snoRNP complex. The coding region runs from base 1 to 1458 and encodes 485 amino acids. Gene Ontology annotation, biological process: snRNA pseudouridine synthesis; mRNA pseudouridine synthesis; box H/ACA sno(s)RNA 3'-end processing. Gene Ontology annotation, molecular function: pseudouridine synthase activity; RNA binding. The transcript is spliced from 8 exons.